Messenger RNA from Amphiprion ocellaris (clown anemonefish), 755 nucleotides. RefSeq names its product elongation factor 1-alpha-like. Gene Ontology annotation, biological process: translational elongation; translation. Lineage: Eukaryota; Metazoa; Chordata; Actinopteri; Pomacentridae. The record is from RefSeq and is a predicted model, not a curated record. The transcript is spliced from 4 exons. Gene Ontology annotation, molecular function: GTPase activity; translation elongation factor activity; GTP binding. The coding region runs from base 123 to 752 and encodes 209 amino acids.
UGCUCCUCCCUAAUCCAGAGACAAAGGAAGGGUUUAUUAUCCCCAGAUAACACUUCAUGUUCUUCCUUUUUGACGGUGUGCACAGAGCAAGAGAGACUGCAUUCGCUUCUCAGUAAAUCGAAAUGGGAAAGGAAAAGAUCCACAUCAACAUCGUGGUCAUUGGCCAUGUCGACUCUGGCAAGUCCACCACCACCGGCCACCUGAUCUACAAGUGCGGAGGAAUCGACAAGAGAACCAUCGAGAAGUUUGAGAAGGAGGCCGGUGAGAUGGGCAAAGGUUCCUUCAAGUACGCCUGGGUGCUGGACAAACUGAAGGCCGAGCGUGAGCGUGGUAUCACCAUCGAUAUCGCUCUGUGGAAGUUCGAGACCAGCAAGUACUACGUGACCAUCAUUGAUGCCCCUGGACACAGGGACUUCAUCAAGAACAUGAUCACUGGAACAUCUCAGGCUGACUGCGCUGUGCUGAUCGUCUCUGCUGGUGUUGGUGAGUUCGAGGCUGGUAUCUCCACGAACGGUCAGACCCGUGAGCAUGCCCUGCUGGCCUACACUCUGGGUGUGAAGCAGCUCAUCGUUGGAGUCAACAAGAUGGACUACACCGAUCCGCCUUAUAGCCAGAAGCGUUAUGAGGAGAUCACCAAGGAAGUGAGCGCCUACAUCAAGAAGAUUGGCUACAACCCUGCAACUGUUGCUUUCGUGCCCAUCUCUGGAUGGCAUGGAGACAACAUGCUGGAGGCCAGUGAAAAGGUGAGCUGAGAG